This is a messenger RNA of Saccharomyces cerevisiae S288C, 2217 nucleotides long. RefSeq names its product DNA damage-responsive RNA polymerase-degradation factor DEF1 (gene DEF1). The transcript has a single exon. Bases 1 to 2217 code for a protein of 738 amino acids. Gene Ontology annotation, cellular component: cytoplasm; nucleus; chromosome, telomeric region. The record is from RefSeq and is marked reviewed. Lineage: Eukaryota; Fungi; Ascomycota; Saccharomycetes; Saccharomycetales; Saccharomycetaceae. Gene Ontology annotation, molecular function: ubiquitin binding.
AUGUCUACACAAUUUAGGAAGUCUAAUCAUAAUAGUCAUAGUAGUAAAAAACUAAAUCCUGCGCUAAAGUCCAAAAUAGAUACGCUUACAGAAUUGUUCCCUGACUGGACGAGUGAUGAUUUAAUUGAUAUAGUUCAAGAAUAUGAUGAUUUGGAAACUAUAAUUGAUAAAAUUACUUCCGGCGCAGUGACAAGAUGGGAUGAAGUAAAGAAACCUGCUAAGAAGGAAAAAUAUGAAAAAAAGGAGCAACAACACUCAUAUGUCCCUCAACAACAUUUGCCAAAUCCAGAAGAUGAUAUUACAUAUAAGAGUUCUAAUAAUAGCAAUUCUUUUACUUCUACAAAGCAUAACAGUAGUAACAAUUAUACUCAAGCCAGAAAUAAGAAGAAGGUACAAACACCACGAGCUCAUACAACCGGGAAACAUGUUAAUCUCGACAAGGGGAAGCACGUACCAUCCAAGCCUGUUUCAAACACUACAUCGUGGGCAGCAGCUGUUUCUGUAGAUACUAAACAUGACGUUCCUCAAGAUUCAAAUGAUAACAAUAAUGAAGAAUUAGAAGCACAAGGGCAACAAGCGCAGGAGAAAAAUCAAGAAAAAGAGCAAGAAGAGCAACAACAGCAGGAAGGGCAUAAUAACAAAGAAGAACACAAACAAAUAGAGCAACCUUCUUUAUCUUCAAAGAAAACAACUUCUAGGACAUCUGCUUCACAACCAAAGAAAAUGUCGUGGGCUGCAAUUGCUACACCAAAGCCAAAGGCUGUUAAAAAGACCGAGUCUCCUCUUGAAAACGUUGCUGAAUUGAAGAAAGAAAUAAGCGAUAUUAAGAAGGAUGACCAAAAGUCUGAAGCUAGUGAAGAAAAAGUUAAUGAACAAGAAACAUCUGCACAAGAACAAGAGGAGGAGACUGCUGAACCUUCUGAAGAAAAUGAAGACAGAGUCCCUGAAGUGGACGGAGAAGAAGUCCAAGAAGAAGCUGAAAAAAAGGAACAAGUAAAAGAAGAGGAACAGACAGCGGAAGAGCUGGAACAAGAACAAGAUAAUGUUGCUGCUCCAGAAGAAGAAGUUACAGUUGUUGAAGAAAAGGUUGAAAUUAGUGCUGUUAUUUCAGAGCCUCCAGAAGAUCAAGCUAAUACUGUACCUCAACCACAACAACAAUCCCAACAACCACAGCAACCACAGCAACCACAGCAACCACAGCAACCACAGCAACCACAGCAACAACAACAACCACAGCAACCACAACAACCACAACAACAACUACAACAGCAACAGCAACAGCAACAACAACCAGUACAAGCUCAAGCUCAAGCCCAAGAAGAACAAUUAUCUCAAAACUACUAUACUCAACAACAGCAGCAACAAUACGCUCAACAACAGCAUCAGUUACAGCAACAGUAUUUGUCCCAACAACAACAAUAUGCUCAGCAACAGCAACAGCAUCCACAACCUCAAUCACAACAACCUCAAUCACAGCAAAGUCCACAAAGUCAAAAACAAGGGAACAACGUGGCUGCCCAACAGUACUACAUGUAUCAAAACCAAUUUCCUGGAUAUUCUUAUCCAGGUAUGUUUGAUUCACAAGGAUACGCUUACGGUCAACAAUAUCAGCAACUUGCUCAAAACAACGCUCAAACUAGUGGUAAUGCUAACCAAUAUAAUUUCCAACAAGGUUAUGGUCAAGCAGGCGCGAACACUGCUGCUGCUAAUUUGACUAGUGCUGCCGCUGCUGCUGCCGCUUCUCCAGCUACAGCUCACGCCCAACCUCAACAACAACAGCCAUACGGUGGCUCAUUCAUGCCAUACUACGCCCACUUUUACCAACAGUCAUUCCCAUAUGGUCAACCUCAAUACGGUGUAGCUGGUCAAUAUCCAUACCAGUUACCAAAGAACAAUUACAACUAUUACCAAACUCAAAACGGUCAGGAACAGCAAAGUCCAAAUCAAGGUGUUGCCCAGCAUUCUGAAGACUCUCAACAGAAGCAAUCACAACAGCAACAGCAACAGCAACCUCAAGGUCAACCCCAACCUGAAGUUCAAAUGCAAAAUGGCCAACCUGUUAACCCACAACAACAAAUGCAGUUCCAACAAUACUAUCAAUUCCAACAACAACAGCAACAAGCUGCUGCCGCUGCCGCUGCUGCUGCCCAACAAGGUGUACCAUAUGGCUACAACGGUUAUGAUUACAAUUCUAAAAAUUCAAGAGGUUUCUACUAA